CCUUGCGGAGCCCGGCCGUUGGAGCUAGGAGGCUGGAGCCGGCCGCGGUCCCGCCGCCAGCGUCCCCCUAGCUGCACGGCCGCGCGCUCCSGCAGCCGCCCGCACAGCCCGACGCCCCCCUCGGAGCUGCGCGCCAAACCCGGGUUGUCGCGGGCCUCCCGCGGGACAGCGCUCCCAAGGCCAAACGAAACCUCCAGCCAUGGCCCUGGGCCUCUUCCGGGUGUGUCUGGUAGUGGUGACGGCCAUCGUCAACCACCCGCUGCUGUUCCCGCGGGAGAACGCCACUGUCCCAGAGAACGACCAGGACAUCAUCCGCAAGAUGCAGGCCCACGAGGAGAAGAUGCAGCUGGAGCGGCUGCGCCUGGAGGAGGAGGAGGCGCGGAUGGCAGCCGAGAAGGAGGCCCCGGAGCAGGUGGCGGAGGAGGGCCAGCAGCAGCAGGAGACGCUGGCCUUGAACCUCUGGACCACUCUCUGCAUGAUCCUCUUCCUGAUCAUCGAGGUGUGGCGUCAGGACCACCACGACGGGCCCUUGCCUGAGUGCCCCGGUGGGGACGAGGAUGAGCUGCCGCUGCUGGGGAGCGCCCCGCUGCGGGGCGUCACCCUGCCCAGUCAGGCCAUGCUGGGCCACUUUCACGAGCACGGUAUCCGCGGCACCAUGGCCGACGCUGCCCGCACCCGGGAGUUCGUGGAAGGCUUCGUGGACGACCUGCUGGGAGCCCUGAGGAGCCUCUGCCACCGGGACACUGACAUGGAGGUGGAGGACUUCAUCGGUGUGGGCAGCAUGUACGAGAACUGGCCGGCGGACAGGCCGCUGCUGUGCCACCUGUUCGUGCCCUUCACGCCCCCGGAGCCCUACCGCUUCCACCCGGAGCUCUGUUGCUCCGGCCGCUCYGUGCCCUUGGACCGCCAGGGCUACGGCCAGGUCAAGGUGGGCCGGGCCGACGGGGACCCGCUGGGCUGCAUCUGUGGCAAGACCAAGCUCGGGGAGGACAUGCUGUGCCUCCUCCACGCCCAGCAGAGCGGGGCGCAGCCCUGCAGGGAGAUGGAGGACCUGCUGUGUGCCCCAGAGUCCCCGUACCUGGACACCAUGCGGGUCAUGAAGUGGUUCCACACGGCCCUCACUAAAGCCUGGCAGCGCAUCGCCCAUAAGUUCGACUUUGACCUGGCCUUUGGCCAGUUGGACACCCCCGGGUCCCUCAAAAUCAUGUUCCGCUCAGGCAAGGCCAUACCCUUCAACCUGAUUCCUGUGAUCCAGAGUGACAACUCCGAUCUGCACUUUGUCUCCCACCUUCCCAGGGAGCUCUCUGGGGAGACCCCGGCCUCCAGCACCGACUGGCUCCUGUCCUUUGCUGUCUAUGAGCAGCACUUCCUCAGGAUAACUUCCAAGGGGCUGCCCGAGGGGGCCUGCCACCUCAGCUGCCUGCAGAUCGCCUCCUUCCUGCUCUCCAAGCAGAGCGGCAUGGAGGGCGCCUGCGGCCUGGGCGCCAGCGGGCUCAGCACCUACCACCUGAAGACGGCGCUGAUGCACCUCCUGCUCUCCCGCAAGGCCUCCGACUGGAAGGCGGCGCAGCUGCACUCACGCCUGCAGGAGCUGCUCUGCUUCCUGGAGAAGAGCCUGCUGGAGAAGAAGCUCCUUCACUUCUUUGUGGGCAACCGCAAGGUCCCCGAGGCCCUGGGACUCCCCGAGGCCGUGCGCAGGGCAGAGCCUCUCAACCUCUUCCGGCCCUUCGUCCUGCAGCGGGGUCUCUACCGGAGGACAGUGGACUCCUUCUAUAAGAUGCUCGAGAAUGCCCCAACCCUUGUCAGUGAAUAUUCCCUACGUGUCCCCUCCAGUCAGGCCAGCCUGUCCACCAAAGCUGUCAUCUUGUAGAGUAUGUGGAAUUUGAGAGCCAGGAGGGAGGGUGUCUCGAAAGUCCGAGUGGCCGGGGCUCUAGGCUUGGCGGASAGCCCAGGUGCAGCCUGCCGGGAAGGAAGCCAGGCCCCGCGGGUGGAGGAAACAGAAUUCCAGCUGGAUGCUGAUUUGCUUCCCUGCCGCUGAGGCCCAGUGGCAGAGUUAUCAUUUGGGUUUGGGGACUGGUUCUUUGCAGAGYGCUCUUGGAUUACCACAGAUGGACAAGAAGGUGAGACUGAGAAGGAGAGAGUGCCGACAUUGACCUUGAGCGUAAUCCAUUUCCAUCUUGGGCCCAGCCCGAGAUGUAUCAACAGAUGCUCCACAUGAAUGCUGCCAGGGACCCGCGUUCAGAUCCUGUACCCCAUGUCCAGGAAUGCUGGGCCCCAGCCAUCUUCAGGCAAAAUAAGAAUAAGGACAGAUGUGGGAAUCCACAACCUGUGACCCACAGUGGCUGCCCCUUCUUAUAGUGUUGGAAGAAGAGACCGGGUAGAAACCUGGGACUCCAAGUAGCUCAUGCUACACUCAGCUGGGUAUUUGGUGGCAGAGGGUUUAAAGUUGGCUGAUGCUUUGGCCAUAUUCUCACUCAGGUGCACCUCUUCCCAGGCCUCUUUGCUAGCACUGUGUGUCCCAAGUGUUCCAAUGGCACCUGGGUGCCAUUUACCGCGCUGGGCGCCUCUCACCUCUCUCCAUCCUUUCAGCUCAUCAGUGUGGUAGGGGGAUGGCAGAUGCUGCAGAUGGAAACUGAUCUUGAAAAAGAGAAGUACAGGCUGCCUGGGACGAGGGACAGAGCCUGGUUCCCAGGGAGGUAGGGUUAGGCGUGUAAUCUGGACUAGUUCAGAGGAGGUGGCAGAGCCCUGGGGUGGGGACUGCCAUAGCCUUGCAGUGUCCUCAGGCUCUCAGUCCUAGGGCAGGGUGGGCUUGGAAGCUAGAGCUCUGGAAACCCAGCACUGGGCCACAGGCCCAAAGCCACCUCCUGCCCAGUUCCUCACUACAGGGGGACUCGCUUACUGCCCAGAGCCCACCCUUUCUGUGUGGGCCUUCCUGACCAUACAGAUAACCCAGACCUAAAAGCCUGGUGUUGGCUGGGCUGACUGGGGACCUGUGUGGGCACCAAGGACACAGCCCUCAGAAUUCAGGGGCCACCUUGUCCUGCCGAGAGCUAUGGGCCCUGAGUAGGCACCAGAGCCUGAGGCUAGACUGGGCUCCUCUGCAGGCCUCGUUCACGGGAUUGAGGAAACUCUUCUCCACUGGGCUUCAGUGGCCCUUUGAGACAUCCUUUCUGCAUCACUUCAGGACAAAGAGGAAUGGAGAACAAAGAGCCAGGCCAUGCCCAGGUCCCUCUUCCAGGAUUCAUGCCAUCCAUGCCUGCCUCCCAGAUGGCAUAACUAACUCGAUGUGGGUGUCCGAGCUUACUGCGACCUGAAGAGAAGAGCGCCUCCCUGUGCCCAAGGAAUGCGCUCUCACCUAGCCCCGGAAAGCUCCAGAAGGACCACUUGCCCACCAGCGUUAGAUCCUGGUGGGAAGACGGCUGCAGUCAGGGCAGCAGAUCCCAUAGGAAGUGGCCUUGUGUGAGCAGGAGCUGGACUGAGCUCGUGCCUGGGCUCCCCAGGCCCCCCAGCCACCACCUGGCACCCCAGGGAGUGACCCUGCUCAGGUGUGGCUCACAGCAACCCUGAGCCAGCCAUCCCACUGGAUUUCACUUCCAGAAUCAGGGCAGAUUUCCUUAUUUAUUGUAACCUCUGCCUUUUCUCCCUUCAUCCUUAUCCUGCUGUGCUAUGAAGAGAACCCAGUCACCAAGAACCCGCCUCCAGAGGCCAAGGCCAAGCCUGCAUCUCCCUCAGGUCCCCCUUUGCUUUCGGGAGAAAGUUCRCUCAAAAACUAGCCCCAGGGUCUUGUUUGUGCAGAACUCGGUGGAGAAACCGUGGUCUGUUGUGCACCGAAGCUGCUUCUGAAGCAGAACGCAGCGGGGCUCUCGGUGUUUCAUGCUGCCUUAUUUAUAUUAAAAAUAAAUAAAUCAAUAAAUUCUYGC
Messenger RNA from Urocitellus parryii (Arctic ground squirrel), 3920 nucleotides. It is a transcript of the gene Itprip, whose product is annotated as inositol 1,4,5-trisphosphate receptor interacting protein. Gene Ontology annotation, cellular component: membrane. Gene Ontology annotation, molecular function: protein kinase inhibitor activity. The record is from RefSeq and is a predicted model, not a curated record. Lineage: Eukaryota; Metazoa; Chordata; Mammalia; Rodentia; Sciuridae.